This is a messenger RNA of Myotis myotis, 477 nucleotides long. It is a transcript of the gene PFN3, whose product is annotated as profilin 3. Gene Ontology annotation, molecular function: actin binding. NCBI's taxonomy places the organism in Eukaryota, Metazoa, Chordata, Mammalia, Chiroptera, Vespertilionidae. Gene Ontology annotation, cellular component: cytoplasm. The transcript has a single exon. Gene Ontology annotation, biological process: actin cytoskeleton organization; regulation of actin filament polymerization; positive regulation of actin filament bundle assembly. Bases 64 to 477 code for a protein of 137 amino acids. The record is from RefSeq and is a predicted model, not a curated record.
UUUAGGCGGGAGCAGCCCGGCAACCCUCCGAAGUGCAAGGCGAGGGACCAGCGCUGAGUCAGAAUGGGCGAGUGGAAAGCCUACAUCAGUGCGGUGCUGCAGGACCAGCGCAUCGACGACGUAGCCAUCGUGGGCCACUCGGACAAUCGCUGUGUGUGGGCAUCGCGGCCCGGGGGACUGCUGGCCGCCAUCUCGCCGCAGGAGGUGGGUGUGCUCACGGGGCAGGACCGGUGCACCUUCCUGCAGGCCGGCCUGAGCGUGGCGGGCCGCCGCUGCUGCGUCAUCAGAGACCACCUGCUGGCGGAGGGCGACGGCGUGCUGGACGCGCGCACCAAGGGGCUGGAUGGGCGCGCGGUCUGCGUGGGCCACACGCCGCGCGCUCUUCUCGUGCUCAUGGGCCGGCGGGGCGUGCACGGGGGCAUCCUCAACAAGAAGGUGCACGAGUUGAUCCACUGGCUGCGCACUCAGGGCACCUAG